This is a messenger RNA of Sus scrofa (pig), 6404 nucleotides long. RefSeq names its product signal peptide peptidase like 2A (gene SPPL2A). Lineage: Eukaryota; Metazoa; Chordata; Mammalia; Artiodactyla; Suidae. Gene Ontology annotation, cellular component: lumenal side of endoplasmic reticulum membrane; Golgi-associated vesicle membrane; lysosomal membrane. The record is from RefSeq and is a predicted model, not a curated record. Gene Ontology annotation, biological process: membrane protein proteolysis. Gene Ontology annotation, molecular function: aspartic endopeptidase activity, intramembrane cleaving.
CAGUUACUGGAAAACAUGAAGAGGCGUUCCGCGGCUUCUAGGAGGAAGACGGCCUUGAAAAAGUCCCUUCGCCUCCCAGGACGGGACUUCGAGGACAGUUCAGGUCAGGCAACUGGAAAGAGACGCGCUCAGACCCGCCGCGGGUGGCCCACCGGCGCCACGACGCCCAGAAAGCCCUGCUGGCGGCGCGCGCGGACCGGGGCUCCACGUGCCCCGUGGGGGUUUCCGCGGCCUCCGGGCGGGGCCGGAAGAGGAAGUCGGCGCGGCAGUGGCGGCUUCAGCAGCCGCGGCGGCCCCCAGCCAAGCCCCGCCGCUGGCUUCUGUCCGGCUCGGCCACUGAGGCAGCGCCGCGACGGGACCCGGAGCCUCCCCCGCCGAGCCGAGCCGCGCCGCCGGACGCCCACCAGACAGAUGGGGCCGCAGCGGCCGCUGCCCAUCGCCGCGGCCGCCCUGCUCUGGAGCUUCCUGCUCCCUCUGACAGCUGCUCAGGAAGCAAUCCUGCAUGCAUCCAGAAACGGCCUGCCUUCACCAUCAAAGGACUACUGCAUGCUGUAUAACCCUCAUUGGACAGCUCUUCCAAGUACCCUAGAAAAUGCAACUUCCAUUAGUUUGAUGAAUUUGACUACCACACCACUGUGCAGCCUUUCUGAUAUUCCUCCUGAAGGAAUAAAGAACAAAGCAGUUGUGGUACAGUGGGGAACCUGCCAAUUUCUUGAAAAAGCCAGAAUUGCACAAACAGGAGGUGCUGAAGCAUUGUUGGUUGCCAAUAACAGUGUCCUAUUUCCUCCCUCAGGGAACAAAUCUGAAUUUCAUGAUGUGAAAAUAUUGGUUGCAUUUAUAAACCACAAAGACUUUAAAGAUAUGAAGCAGACUCUCGGAGAUAACAUUACUGUGAAAAUGUAUUCUCCAUCGUGGCCUAACUUUGACUAUACUAUGGUGGUUAUUUUUGUAAUUGCUGUGUUCACUGUGGCAUUAGGUGGAUACUGGAGCGGGCUAAUUGAAUUGGAAAACAUGAAGGCAGUGACAAACUCUGAAGAUAGAGAAAUGAGGAAAAAGAAGGAAGAAUAUUUUACUUUUAGUCCUUUAACAGUUGUAAUAUUUGUUGUCAUCUGCUGCGUUAUGAUGGUCUUACUUUAUUUCUUCUACAAAUGGUUGGUUUAUGUUAUGAUAGCAAUUUUCUGCAUAGCAUCAGCGAUGAGUCUGUACAACUGUCUUGCUGCACUAAUUCGUAAGAUAGCAUGUGGACAAUGCACGAUUGUGUGUCGUGGCAAAAGCAUUGAAGUGAGACUUAUUUUUCUCUCUGGACUGUGCAUAGCAAUAGCUGUUGUUUGGGCCGUAUUUCGAAAUGAAGAUAGGUGGGCUUGGAUUUUACAGGAUAUCUUGGGGAUUGCUUUCUGUCUGAAUUUAAUUAAAACAUUGAAGUUACCCAAUUUCAAGUCAUGUGUGAUACUUCUAGGUCUUCUUCUCCUCUAUGAUGUAUUUUUCGUUUUCAUAACACCAUUCAUCACAAAGAAUGGCGAGAGUAUCAUGGUUGAACUUGCAGCUGGACCUUUUGGAAAUAAUGAAAAGAAUGAUGGAAACUUGGUGGAAGCCACUGCUCAACCCUCAGCUCCCCAUGAGAAAUUACCAGUAGUCAUCAGAGUACCAAAGCUAGCCUAUUUCUCAGUAAUGAGCGUGUGCCUUAUGCCAGUUUCAAUAUUGGGUUUUGGAGACAUUAUUGUACCAGGCCUAUUGAUUGCAUACUGUAGAAGAUUUGAUGUUCAGACUGGUUCUUCUAUAUACUAUGUUUCCUCCACAAUUGCCUAUGCUGUUGGCAUGAUACUUACAUUUGUUGUUCUGGUGCUGAUGAAAAAGGGGCAACCUGCUCUCCUCUAUUUAGUACCCUGCACACUAAUUACUGCCUCAGUUGUUGCUUGGAGACGUAAGGAAAUGAAAAAGUUCUGGAAAGGUAGCGGCUAUGAGAUGAUGGACCAUCUGGACUAUGCAACAAAUGAAGAAAACCCUGUGACUGCUGGUGAACAGAUUGUCCAACAAUAGUAUUAUGUAGACCUGCAAUAAUAUGUUAACUGACAAUUUCUACAAAUAGAGUUUGACUUUUUAAAUUGACUUUUGAUUUGACAAUCUGAAAAAAAUUUCAAUGAUAUGCUUGCAAAUAUGUAUUUUUAAGAACUGGUACUGACAAUUAUGUGUUAAAUAAUUGAAAUAUGUUUGCUUUUAGCUAUGUUAAAGUUGUGCCUUCACAUUAAAUAAAAGCUUAUGGUCUGUGUAAUUUUCUAGAGGUAUUAUAUACAGUAUAUUUUUCUAAAAAAAAAAGUUUUGAACCAAUCCUGUACUUUUCUUACUGAAAACUGUUUCAUUCAACUCUAAUGGUAGUUAACAAGUAUUUAGAGUUUCUGAGCAGAUUUUAUUGUAAAGAAUUAUGCAUAUUUUAUGCUCUAUAAAAAUAACUGUUUAAGACCAUGCAAGAAAGCAGUUCAGCAACAGAAUUUUGGAACUUUUAUCACUGUAGAGGUUAAAAAUAUAUAAUUGGGGAAUAUAUAAAUGUGUAUUUUUGUAGCAUAGGUUAAAAAAAAAAAUCCCAAACCUUUUUUUAACUUGAGAACCUAAAUUCCUUCAGACUGAUAUGUAUUAUAUUAGAAUAUUUCUCCAGAUAAAGAGAAACAUAACAUAUAGAACUAGUCAUUAAAAGGACACAAAAAUUGAAAUCCAGUUUUCAGUGGUCUGCCGUUUUCUUGAAGAUGGUAGCUUAAAUUUCUAAAUUAACAUUCAAUUCCACAAUGAUAUUUUUGAUCUCUGAAGUUUGUUUCUGCUAAUGUUAAGACUUAAUAUUUUGUAAAAAUUAUUUUUCUUAUCAAAUUGUAUAUUAAUACAUAUGGCUCAUUGUUUGAGCAUUAACAUCUCUAAUAAUUCCCUCCCUUAUCUUUUUUCCAGAUUCCCACUCUUCCCACUGUUAACUUGUAAAAAUUUGGGAGGAAGAUGGUACUAAUAUACAAAGUAUGCUUCAGAGGAAAGAAAUGGAAACAAAAGGCAGAAAAUGGGGUGUUAGUCUCAUUUUAAUUGCAAGAGUUUGAGUAAAUUGUAUUAGCUCAAGACACUUGUAUUUAUCUUUUCUUCUCUGCCAAAUGAGUAUGUUAGACCAGUUAAUCACUCUGGUACCUUCCAACUUGAAAAUUUUCUUUCUCUUUCUUUCCUAAAUCUCAGAUUUAAGACAUUAUUCUGGAAGUCAUAGGCCAAAUUACUUUCAUUUUCUUUUAUUUUCCCUAAGAAAUUCCCAAAUGAAAGGUGAUUGCAAAGGUAGCAGGAUUAUAUAUUUCUCUGUAAAUAAUGUGUAUGUGAACAAAUCUAUGAUUUUUCAUUCUUAGGCCAGUUUAAGUGAUUAAAUAUAGAGCUAAUGCCUUUAAAAAUUGAUCAGACCUUUAUUGUUUGAACUGAAUUUGGCAUUUGAGGGAAUUAGAUGUUUUUGAUUAAUUGCUAACUUGCUGAGUAAUUUACAGAUAGAGAAGCUCCCUUGACCGUCAGCCCUUCUUUCUCGUUAAUACACUUAUGGCUUGUUUGGUUUAUGGCAAAUGACAAAUAAGUAUCUGACAAGUAGGAGUUCAUGUUAAUUUUGCCUCCAUAAUAUCCAGUUUGAAUUUUUUCCAAAGACUCUAAUUUAUUUGGCAGCCUGUAAUAGAGGGAACAGACUAAGUGCCAUAUUAAAGCUCCAACUUUAUUUUCAUUUAUAAUAUCAAUAAAAUGUUUGCCAAAUACAGCUUUUUAAAGUAAAAUUAUCUUCACUCUCAUCCCAGCUUCAUGAUAUUCAAAAGCCUUAACCACAUUUUAUGAAAAAUGUAAAAGAAAAUUUUACAUCUAGAGAUCUGGAACCUUAGUUCUUUGAUACAAAUUCCAUUUUAUCCAACCAUUUGUUAUCAAAAAGAUAAAACCUUAUUUUACCUUGCUAUUUCAAUCUUACUGAUUUAAUAAAAAUAACAAAUAAAAAGUGAAAUUCAUUAAGUUUCUCCAUCUUCAGUGUCAACUUUAUAUUGUACUUGAGCAAUCCUUCUAGCAGCCAAGCUGAAAAUAUUUAUAGAAAUUACAAUAAAGUGCAGAAAUAUUUUAUUUGGGGAAUCAAAAUAUGAACAAAGGAUAGGGGAGGUGAAAAUUUGGUUUUAGAAGACUGUAUCUUUUCUUCUUUUGCCUUCUCACCACCAAUAACUUUAAGGGGAAGAGAAGUUUGGUUUUUUUCCCUAAAUAUGUCUUGAAACCCCUAAGAUGUAUUGUAUCAGAUCACUUACUGCAAAAAAAAAAAAUACUUCUUAGAUAUUUUCUAUGAACAUUUUUGUAGCUUAUCAAACAGAAAUUAUUAAGUAUCUCAAAUUGUAGAUGGUUUUUACUUGAGUUUAUUGCAGCAAAAAUAAAUAUGAGGUUUGUGGGGAAAGACUUUGAUAUUCUAAUAUGUUUCCUUAUAGUUUGUAGUUUUUUUUAGAUGAGCAAUACCUUAUUAGUAGACUCAGUAAUUUAUUUGUCUUUUGAAGGAAGAAAAUUUUAACCCAUCUGCUAUUGGCAUUCAUUGAUUUUAGUCACAUGUUCAUAGAGAUUUUGGCAAAAUUGUACAUUUAUAGUAAAUACAAAUGAGCUUCCAGUUUUCCUCUGCUCUUUUAAUGUCUGCCUUGUGUAUAAGCAAAAAUUAUUUUUGUAUUUGACUAAAAAAUAUUUGAACAAAUGUAUUUAAGCUUGGUCUCUAAAACUGCAAUCUGUUCUUAGCCAAUGAGAUUUUAAAAACUGGCAUUUUCAGACUAGUGGAUUGUACCACUUUGAAAGGCUUUUUAUUUCCCCAUUAACAAGGAAAAAAGUUGAAUUUAUUCAGGAUGAUGCAGAGUAAGUAAUUUUACAGUUUAAAAAAAAUCUGGGAGUUCCCGUCGUGGCGCAGUGGUUAACGAAUCCGACUAACAACCAUGAGGUUGCGGGUUCGGUCCCUGCCCUUGCUCAGUGGGUUAACGAUCCGGCGUUGCCGUGAGCUGUGGUGUAGGUUGCAGACGCGGCUCGGAUCCCGCGUUGCUGUGGCUCUGGCGUAGGCCGGUGGCUACAGCUCCGAUUCAACCCCCAGCCUGGGAACCUCCAUAUGCCGCGGGAGCGGCCCAAGAAAUAGCAACAACAACAACAACAACAAAAGACAAAAGACAAAAAAAAAAAAAUCUGUUUACCUCAGAGGUUAUUCUAAAGGGUAGGGGAGGAUAAUGAAAUUAAAAUCAAAAUCCUGAACAACAAAAAAAAAUCACUUUAUGCUUCCUGAAAGAUAGAUACUCUGUAAAUUCAAGAGAGCUGAAUCAAAUUACUUAACCUUUUAGAAUUUGCUUUUUUGUUUGGGUUUUUGUUGUUGUUGUUUUGCUUUUUUAGGGCUGCACUCACACUGGCGGCUCGAGGCAUAGAGCAGUUCCUCUGCUAGGGGUCAAAUCAGAGCUGUAGCUGCCAGCCUAUGCCACAGCCUCAGCAAUGCAGGAUCAGAGAGGUAUCUGCAACCUGCACCACAGCUCAUGGCAACGCUGAAUCCUUAACCCACUGAGCAAGGGCAGGGAUCGAACCCUCAACCUCAUGGUUCCUAGUCGGAUUCGUUAACCACUGCGCCACGACGGGAACUCCGAGGAACUCCACCCUUUUGAAAUUUGGAAGAAAUUGUGUAGUGUCCAUGAUUUGGAUUACUGAAUUUUCAGAAUAAAUGAAAUGAUUGACAAGAGUAAUAUAUAGGCCAUAUUACAGUGAAGAUUAUAUAUGUAAAUUUCCUUGUAUAAUGUUUCCAUACUUGAGGAUAGCUUUUGUAUCUGAGAAAAUGAUCACUGGGGGGAAAAAUUUUUAAAGUUUUAGAAUUGUCUCACAUUAUUGGCAGUUAAAUAGCAACUAGAGGAAAAAAUGUAGAAUAUUUAACAUCAUCAUGUGUUUCUUUGAUUAGUCAUAAAAAGUAUUGUAAAGAACUUAUUUUCCUUUGGAAUGUGUUUUUUCUUUUUAUUUCUUUUUUUUUUUUGUGUGUGUGUGUGUCCAAAGUUUAUAUGGAUAAUGUGCAGGAUUUUCUCCAAUUAGACAAGUCAAUGUAAAUUAGGUGGUUUUUGCCUGUUUUAUACCUUCUGUGGUAUCUUGAUCAAAUGAGAACCUUUUAAAAAGACAUGAUUGCAUUUUUACUUUUUGAUAAAACUCUGAGUGUGGAAUUCUUCUAACACUUCCGUAUAUUAGUGUAAAUUAGUACUUUUAUAACACUACUAAGCUUUAUUUUUUUAAUGGGACAUGAUUUAAAGUUUUUAAUUUUUUUGAAGUGUUAAUCUGGCAGUGCUUUAAAAUUCUUUCAUUAUGUGCUGAUACUGACAAGAAAAACAGGGUUUUUUUAAUGUAUUGAAUUCACUAUAGUAUUCAAUAAAUUAUAUUUUGAAAUAAAA